AUGGACGACAACUCAGAGAAGCCAGUUCUAUUCUUUGAUAUUGACAAUUGCUUGUAUUCACGCAAUUAUAAAGUCCUAGAGCUCAUGUCAGGUCUCAUCGACUCCUACUUCAAAAACCAUCUUGGUCUAUCACCCGACGAAGCCGAACGUCUCCACAAAGACUACUACCAGCAAUACGGUCAGGCGAUUGAAGGUCUCGUGCGGGAUUAUCAGAUUGACGCCCUGGAAUACAACGCCAAAGUCGAUGACGCGCUUCCCCUCGACGAUAUUAUCAAGCCCAACCCUCACCUGCGACAAUUUCUCGAGAAUAUUGAUACCUCAAAAGUCAGACUUUGGCUUUUGACCAAUGCGUAUGUCAAUCAUGGAAAAAGAGUAAUUAGGCUGUUGGGUGUUGAUGAUUUGUUUGAGGGUUUGACGUAUUGCGAUUAUACACAAAUUCCGCUUGUGUGUAAACCACAAAGGGAAAUGUUUAUGAAGGCGAUGAGAGAAGCAGGAGUUUCUGAGACUUCGAAGUGUUAUUUUAUUGAUGAUUCUCACAAGAACUGUGUUGGAGCACAAAAGGCUGGUUGGACGGCUGUUCAUUAUGUCGAAGAAGGAUUUCCUUUACCUGAUUCACCAGCAUCGGAGCAUCAAAUUCGUAACCUUGUAGAGCUGCGAUCGCUGUUUCCAGAGUUUUUCAGAAUCAGACAGUAG
Messenger RNA from Fusarium pseudograminearum CS3096, 693 nucleotides. RefSeq lists its product as uncharacterized. The record is from RefSeq and is a predicted model, not a curated record. The transcript has 4 exons. NCBI's taxonomy places the organism in Eukaryota, Fungi, Ascomycota, Sordariomycetes, Hypocreales, Nectriaceae. Gene Ontology annotation, molecular function: nucleotidase activity. Bases 1 to 693 code for a protein of 230 amino acids. Gene Ontology annotation, biological process: nucleotide catabolic process; pyrimidine nucleobase metabolic process.